This is a messenger RNA of Microthlaspi erraticum, 2169 nucleotides long. Lineage: Eukaryota; Viridiplantae; Streptophyta; Magnoliopsida; Brassicales; Brassicaceae. The record is from the annotation of a GenBank genome assembly.
AUGGAGCCACCGGAGUGUCCGGUGUGUCUACAGUCUUUCGACGGCGAUUGCACAGUUCCUCGCGUGCUCAAUUGCGGCCACUCGGCGUGCGAGGAGUGUCUGAGGAGCCUUCCCAAGAAGUUCCCGGACACAAUCCGAUGUCCGGCGUGCACAGUUCUCGUCAAGUUUCCACCUCAGGGACCAUCAGCUCUCCCCAAAAACAUCGAUCUCCUCAGACUGUUCCCUUCAAGCUCGCAGAAUUCGCUGGAACCUGGCCGGAAUUCGAAAAAACCCGUUGAAUUUGUCACUCGAUCAUGGCCCGACGACUUCUACGCCAUUUGGAAGGACCGUAUCCUCCUGCACGACGCCGUUUCCGUGGAGGGAGAGAGUAAAGGUAGUGAUUUUUCUUUGAGUGGACGUCUUGGGGAUGAUUCGAAGGUGAGUCUUUUACGGGUUGCGUCGUUCGAUCAUGAUGAUUGCGAUUCUGUCCUCAAGUAUAGUUAUGUACAGAGGAUGAUGAAUUGUUUGUGGGAUAUGGGAGAGGAGGAAAGAGAUGAGCUUGAUACGAUCAUCUCUGUUAGACAGAGAGGUGUUUCUAAAGUUUUUGGCUUGUGGGGUGAUUUGAAGAAUGGGAUUUUGUAUUUAGUGGGCGAGAAGCUUGGUAGCUUUUCGUUGGAGGAAUUCGAGAAUCUCACUGAAGAUGAUUCUUUACGUUUAGCUAUGAUUGGUAUGCAAAUAUGUGAGGCACUUCUCGGUCUGCACAAGGAACGGGUGAUCACAGGCUGUUUGAGCGUUUCUUGUGUGAAGUUUGACGAAUUUGAGAAUGCGUAUGUUGAUUUGAUUGAGUGGAUGGAAACUGGAAGGAAUGUGCAUCGACUUAUCGUUGAAGAAACAGUUGGUGCUCGAGAAAUGGGAUUGAUUUUGGUUCGAUUGCUACAGAAGGGGAUUUUUGUGAGCUUAGAGGUGUUGUUUGGAUUGUUGAAAGAAGAUAAUAUGUUGAUAAAAGAUGCCAGCUCAAAGUAUUUGGUUUCGUAUAGCUCUGAUGUGUGGCCAGUUUGUUUGCUUCUUCUCAAGCUUCAUCUUAGAAAACGGUUUCCUGAGGAGUUGAUUGAAAGUUUAAAUUGUGUGGAUGCAAAAGGAUGUGAAGAGGGGAUUGAGGAUUUCUUGGUGUUGUACACAUGUAUUGCAGAUAAAUUAAGUUCUAUGAUAGAAUCCGAACCUGGAGGGAAGUUUAAACCGAUGAUUGAAAUUCUUUGCCAGUGUUGCAGUCUUGAUCCUCAGGCACGUCCAGCUAAGGGUCUGAGGCAUGUAAGAGCCGAAGUAGAAGGCUCUGAUGCAAAAGGAGAUGAAAGCGAAAAGAAAUUCGACUCUCAUUGGCAGGAGAGGUUAAAAGGUCAAGAUCCCUUGGAAGUGAUGGCUGCUAGAGAGAAGAUAGAUGCUGCGGCUCUUGAAGUUUUAGAUCCACAUGUCCGUAAGAUUAGGGAUGAGAAGUAUGGUUGGAAAUAUGGUUGUGGAGCUAAAGGCUGCACGAAGCUGUUUCAUGCUGCUGAAUUUGUGUACAAACAUCUCAAGCUGAAACACACUGAGCUCGUCGUGGAUCUGACUGUCAAACUGCGGGAAGAACUGUAUUUUCAGAACUAUAUGAAUGAUCCGAAUGCUCCUGGAGGACAACCAGUGACGCAGCAACCUGGCCCGAGAGAUAGACCUAUGAGACGUAAACCAGGCAUGGAGAGCAGACUGAGGGAUGAUAGAGGAGGACGUAGAGAGCGUGACGGACGGGGUAACGGUAAUGACAGAAAUGAUAGGCCGGAGGAUCAGCAGAGAAGUGAUGGUCCUGAGGGUGCAAACCCCGAGGAAGGUGGGUACGAUGCAUUUGGUGCACAAGGCGGCAUUCAUGUUCCUUCCUUUUCGUCUGAUGUAAACCCACCACCAGUACUGAUGCCUGUUCCUGGUGCCGGGCCAUUGGGACCAUUUGUACCAGCACCGCCUGAGUAUGCGAUGCAGAUGUUCCGAGAUCCAAGUGGAGGACCCAACAAUCCUCCUUUUGAAGGUGGCGGCAGCGGCAGAGGUGGACCCGCCCCAUUUCUUUUAUCUCCGGCCUUUAGACAGGAUCCUAGACGGCUACGCAGCUACCAAGACUUAGAUGCGCCAGAGGAAGAAGUGACAGUCAUUGAUUACAGGAGCUUGUAG